Lodderomyces parapsilosis is the source of this 849-nucleotide messenger RNA. Its product is annotated as putative pyridoxal kinase. Gene Ontology annotation, molecular function: pyridoxal kinase activity. The coding region runs from base 1 to 849 and encodes 282 amino acids. Gene Ontology annotation, cellular component: cytosol. The record is from RefSeq and is a predicted model, not a curated record. Gene Ontology annotation, biological process: pyridoxal 5'-phosphate salvage. The transcript has a single exon. Lineage: Eukaryota; Fungi; Ascomycota; Pichiomycetes; Serinales; Debaryomycetaceae.
AUGAAGAGUCUCCUUUCGAUUCUGUCCCAUGUGGUCCACGGAUAUGUGGGGAACAGAGCAAUAACUUUUCCUUUGCAAUAUAUGGGGUGGGAUGUCGAUGCAAUUAAUACCACCAACUACUCUAAUCACCCUGGCUAUGGAAGUUUACAAGGUAGAGCAUUGACUCCAGAUGCCGUAAAGGAUAUAUUGCAGGGGUUGCAUCACGUUUUAGAUUUGAACUCGUAUGAUCUAAUCUUGACUGGGUACACUCCGAAUGCUGAUGUACUUCUGGUGGUUAAAGCUGAAGUUGUGCAGGUGUUGCAGAAACAAGAAGGGAAGAUUCCGCAUUGGAUUGUUGAUCCUGUACUAGGAGACAACGGCAAAUUGUAUGUUCUGGAGAAGGUAAUACCUGUUUACAAGGAGAUUUUAUCUACGGAAUUGGUGUCGUUAAUCACUCCCAACCAAUUUGAAUUUGAGACCUUAAGCGAGGCUAAGAUAACCGAUUGGCGAGCAUGUGAAGUGGCAAUCAAGGCUUUCGCAAAAAAGUACAACAUCGGCAAUAUUGUAAUCUCUUCGGUGGAGAUAGAUAAUCAAUUGCACUGUGUGGGUUACACAGAUGGUGAAAUAUUUAGUAAACCAAUACGCAAAAUUGAUUGUGAUUUUAAUGGAUGUGGAGAUUUGUUUACUGGAUUGAUGGCGAACUCAUACUAUGAAAACGGCUAUAAGAUCACACCAAAAUCCAUUUCGUCAGUUUUGCUGACAUUACACAACAUUCUUCAAUUCAGUUAUGAUUUCGAACUUCAAAUACUGGGACAGGCUCCCAAGGUUGUAAAAGAUAUCAAAGUUGUUGCAGCAAAGAAGUAUUUAUAG